Molecule: messenger RNA, 4376 nt
Organism: Linum trigynum
Lineage: Eukaryota; Viridiplantae; Streptophyta; Magnoliopsida; Malpighiales; Linaceae
Source: the annotation of a GenBank genome assembly
CGACUUGUCAACACAAGAACAACUAUUUUCUACCAAGUGGACGAUAACAUGUAACCUCCUAUCUAUGCUUUUCGUUUGGUUGUAUUUUGACUUGGAGAGAACAAGGAGAAAAGAAGAAUAUAUUGUUGCAAUUUUUUGCAAGGAUUAUCUUAAGAAGAAUAACUGUUCCAAACAAUCACUUCUCAAUCUUUGACUGACCGGCAGAGGAAGGCAAAGAUCAGUUUCUUUUCCGUGUCAAACUCUUUCCCUAACGGCUUUGGCUAACUCAAUUGACCAGUAGACGACAACACAUCUCGUCGAAAAUUAACAUCGCACAUCUCGCCGCCGGCGCCGGCCAUUAAACGCCGCCGUAACGAGGCUACUUGCGCAAUUCACCGACUCCGCCACUUCAUUGGAGGAAAAAAGGGGGAAAAAUAAUGUAUUUCUUUCCUUUCUGUAUCCUACUCUCCUUUUUAGUCCUUUCUCCUCUGUCGCUGGCCAUCUGAUGAAGGUCAAAUUGUCCCAAGUGUGAAAACUGAAAUUAGAGAAAACCAAAAAAGACUCCUUCUUUCCUUCCUAUUUCUUAACCUCCUUCUUCUUCCCAUUCCCUGCUUUCUCCAACUCGACGGAUAUUACUCAAAGAUUCUUCUGUUCUUCUUCUUCUUUCAGCAGUUUCUGGGCUGAACCCUGAGAGAAAGGGGCAAGUUUUCGUACCCGAAUCCCAAAGUUUCCACCUUUCGGAUUCUGAUUCUCGUUUCCAUAGCCCUCUCCCCUCUUCUGUUUCUACAUCGUGAAGCUUUGCUGCUUUGUUCAUGUCGAAUCUUACUGUAAGUUUGGUUUUGUUCCUUCUACUCGUCGAUAAGAUCAGUUACGUAGACUAAGCUGUGUGUAUGUUGCAUUGAUUAGCGGACUUUCUUAUGUUAAAGUUCCUUCAUUUAUGGGUGAAAAGGUCGGAUUGAGAAUUGGGGUUUAUGUUGGUAAUUUUGGUGGGAAGUCUGAAGAGUGGCUACGAAAUUUUGAACUUUGUCCUGGGGAUUUGAAGGAUAAUUUCAACUCUGUGGAGGAUUUCCAUGAUGUUUAGUGGCUAUAGAUGUAAGUUUUGAGCCUUGGUUUGGUAACUUCAUGAAAUUUUGGAGGGUCAACGAUGAAUAUUUGCAGGUAAUGGUGAUGCUGCAAUAGAGAUCCGAUGUCAUCAAGUUUGGAAUUUGGCAGGUUCUGUAUGUUGGUUGGUUCUGGGGUUCUUUUACCUUGGGGGUUUGUUUGGAUUACCAUUUCCAUAUGUCAUGUAGUUUUGAAGGUCGAUUAUGCAAUUGAUUCCUCAAUUUCACUCCAGUACUAUGGGCAUUUGGAUUGGUAUUCAAGUUGUUGCUGUUUAAAUGCUUUGAAGUGAUAGUAGAAAUGGUAGUAUGAACAACUGAAUAGCUUUCAUGUGCCAGAAUUGGGACAUUGCGAGGUGUAGUUGAUCAUUUUGUUCGGAAGCUUAAUGAAAAUCUCCAUGCUAACUUUCAGGUGAUGUGUUCAGUUGCUUAAGAUGUAUGAUUGUGGUUUAAAGACCCAGUACCUGCCUGGCCAAAGAGACAAAUUUGUUAGACUGGAUGAUUUGGACUCAAGAGUAUCAUCCUCGCCCUCCGAGGCAGGGCUGAGAAGAUGUGGAUUUGGCAUUGAUGCGCUAAACUGUGCUGGUCAAGCACCUGAUACACCAUCCAGAUCUUUUAAGAAUGGAAUCAAAAGGGGAUCAGAAGGACUCAAAUCCAUUGGCCGUUCACUUAGAUUCGGAGUGUCUCGUGGUGUCUUCCCUGAGGAUCUUAAAUCAUCGGAGAAGAAGAUAUUCGAUCCUCAAGACAAGUUCCUCUUGUUGUGCAACAAGCUCUUUGUGGUAUCUUGCAUUUUGGCUGCAUUUGUAGACCCACUCUUCUUUUACCUCCCGGUUUUCAGUGAUGCUGGGUUCUGCCUUGGGAUCGAUCGGAAAUUAGCUCAUACAGUGUCAACACUAAGGACAAUUGUUGAUGCUUUCUACCUUGCUCGAAUGGCUCUCCAGUUCAGGACGGCUUACAUUGCACCUUCUUCUCGUGUGUUUGGCCGCGGUGAGCUGGUGAUCGAUCCCACACAGAUAGCUAAGCGAUACAUGCAACAUUACUUCUGGAUCGAUUUCCUUGCCAUCUUUCCCCUUCCACAGAUUGUGGUCUGGAAGUUUCUUCAGAGGUCCCGUGGCUCUGAUGUCCUAACAACGAAAAGAGCCAUCCUAGCCAUCAUUUUGCUCCAAUACAUUCCUAGAUUCCUCCGGUUCCUACCUUUAACAUCGGAACUCAAAAGAACAGCAGGUGUCUUUGCAGAAACUGCGUGGGCGGGUGCUGCUUGUUACCUGCUCCUAUACAUGCUUGCAAGUCAUGUAGUUGGUGCAUUGUGGUACUUGCUAGCCAUAGAGAGGAAAGACGCAUGCUGGCAGAAGUUCUGUACCCCAGAAGUAAAAUGCCAGACCAAUUUUUUGUACUGUGGGAACCAGUUCAUGACAGGGUUUGCUGAUUGGAUUCCCUUGAGGAACAACACUCUUGAGUCAAAUUGUGUGACGAAAGAGGAGGGACCGUUCGAUUAUGGGAUCUUCUUGAAUGCUUUGUCGUCCGGGGUUGCCUCCUCCAAGGAGUUCGUUGCUAAGUAUUGCUAUUGCUUGUGGUGGGGACUUCAGAAUCUUAGUACACUUGGUCAGGGGCUUCAAACCAGCACAUACCCUGGAGAGGUUAUCUUCUCCAUUGCACUUGCGAUAUUUGGACUCAUCCUCUUCGCACUUCUCAUUGGCAACAUGCAGACCUAUCUCCAGUCGCUUACGAUACGUUUGGAAGAGAUGAGGGUGAAAAGGCGCGACUCAGAACAAUGGAUGCGCCAUCGCUUGCUCCCAACCGAACUCAGAGAAAGGGUUAGGAGAUAUGACCAGUACAAAUGGUUGGCAACUCGUGGAGUUGAUGAAGAGAUUCUGGUUCAGAGCCUGCCUAAGGAUCUUAGAAGAGACAUCAAACGCCAUCUUUGUUUGGCAUUAGUCCGACGGGUUCCUCUGUUUGAUAACAUGGACGAGAGGCUGCUUGAUGCCAUAUGCGAGCGGCUGAAACCUUGCCUGUUCACCGAAUCAACCUACAUCGUCCGAGAAGGUGAUCCAGUCGAUGAGAUGCUCUUCAUCAUUCGAGGGCGCCUUGAGAGUGUAACAACAGAUGGUGGCAGGAGCGGUUUCUUCAACCGUGGCUUCCUCAAAGAAGGUGAUUUCUGUGGCGAGGAGCUCUUAACCUGGGCCCUCGAUCCCAAAUCAGGCGGUAACUUACCAACCUCAACCCGAACCGUGAGGGCCAUAACUGAAGUCGAGGCCUUUGCCCUGACUGCUGACGAAUUGAAGUUCGUAGCUAGUCAGUUCAGACGCCUCCAUAGUAGGCAGGUGCAACACACAUUCAGGUUCUACUCGCAGCAGUGGAGGACUUGGGCCGCGUGCUUCAUCCAGGCAGCCUGGCGACGUUACCUAAAGAGGAAGAACAUGGAGCAGCAGCGUCGGAAGGAGGAAGAGGAAGAAGCAGCACAGAGCACGAGUGGCAGCGGCGGAGGAGGCUCGUUCAGCAUAGGCGCCACGUUCUUGGCCUCAAGGUUUGCCGCAAAUGCUCUUCGUGGGGUCCAUCGGAACAGGAAUGCCAAGACGGCGAGAGAGUUGGUGACACUGCAGAAGCCUCCUGAGCCUGAUUUCACUGCUGAUGAUGCAGAUUGAUUCAUCGAUAUAAAAACCCGUAAAUUCGACUACUCCUAAGUCAUUAUCAUUAUUAUUCUAAUUGCUGUUAACUCUAUGCUUUUUCUUGCCCUAAGACACUGUAUAUCAUUUUUGCAUGAAACCAGCUUGGUUUGUAAGGCUUGCUAAUGCUAUUUCCCACCCUUCCCUCACACCUUACCUAUAGUUCUUACUUUGUAGGUGAAAGACAAAACAUCAUAGUAACCCACCUUAAUUUUAGAAAUGAUUGUAUGAUUGUUACAAAGUUUGUUGACUCUAGAGUCUAGACUCACAUUUCAUUCAAUGCUUGUGUUGCUCUCCAUCUCUAGCCAUACAGUUUUCCUACUUCAUUCCUUCUUUGCUCUACGAAACUCGAACCGAAAGGGAGCUCCGAUUUCACUAGAUUAACCUGUUUGUCCUGCUUCGUCCUUGUAUGCAUCUAGAACUGUCUUCCACUGUUCAUUUCCGUGGCAGGUCCCUCUUGCGAAGAAGGUACUAUCAUCUGCAAAUAUCUGGUAUGAAAUAGUGGGGCUGGUUGGUGGUUAAACCUUUAUACUCUUGAGAAUUUCCUUCUGCCAUUGACUGGAUAGUUAACCCCUGUCGUAAGCAUCGUUUCGUACAAAAGAUCUUCGAUUUGUGGCAAUGAAACCGUAGUACAUAU